AUGUCUCAAAGAGGCGCUUCCUCUUCGAGAAGCGAAAAUGCUCAAAAUAGCCUUGGGGAAGUCGCUUGCUACCACAAUGCGCCUUGUGUGACUAACAGAAGCAGGAAGUCAGGCAGAAUGUUCUACGGCUGUCCACAUUGGAAGGAUCCAAGUAAGAAUUGCAAAUUCUUUAUGUGGGUGGAAGGGGCAGCAGUGGAUGAAGUGGAUGAAAGGAGAGAAAUAUUGAGGCUUGAAGAGAGUUUAAGGUUGGCUGAGGCUAAGGCAGAGAGGAGGAAGAAGGAGAGAAAAAUUAUAGAGGAAGAGUUGAGGAGGGUUAACCAAGAUGUUAUUGCAAUUCGACAAAUGUUCAUUGUUGUUUUUCUGUUGAAUGCGUUGUUACUCGUGGUCAUGUUAAUGAACCGUUGGGGUAUGUAUUAG
Molecule: messenger RNA, 417 nt
Organism: Linum trigynum
Lineage: Eukaryota; Viridiplantae; Streptophyta; Magnoliopsida; Malpighiales; Linaceae
Source: the annotation of a GenBank genome assembly